Messenger RNA from Zasmidium cellare ATCC 36951, 2133 nucleotides. RefSeq lists its product as uncharacterized. Bases 1 to 2133 code for a protein of 710 amino acids. The record is from RefSeq and is a predicted model, not a curated record. Gene Ontology annotation, molecular function: triacylglycerol lipase activity; sterol ester esterase activity. The transcript has a single exon. NCBI's taxonomy places the organism in Eukaryota, Fungi, Ascomycota, Dothideomycetes, Mycosphaerellales, Mycosphaerellaceae. Gene Ontology annotation, cellular component: cytosol. Gene Ontology annotation, biological process: triglyceride catabolic process.
AUGCUAGACCACAUCCUAGGCCGCCCCUCGACCCGCUUCCGCAAAUACCAAGUCUUCUGCGUCGUCCUCCUCUGGUCCUUCUACCUCGCCAAAUUCCCCCGCCACGGUCCCCCGGGCGUCCGCCGCCUCUCCAAAUGGCUCUCCACAAGAUUCACAAUGCACCAGGCGGUGGUGGUGUCGUGCGUGGGACUCUACGUCUCGCGCAACUUCGCGAGGGUCGUGGGCUUGGAGUCUCCCGAACCGCUAGCGAAUCUCUACGAGAGGAGCUUCUUCCGCGCGACGUGGGUGACGACGGCGUUGGACGCGGGGUUCUGGACCGCGAUGCACCUGCGGCCGAAGUUCGUGAGGAGUAUCUGCGAGAUUGUGUUUACGGUGUAUUAUCUCGUCUGUGCUGAGCAGGCGGAUGAGAUGGUCAAGAGGGUGAGGGGGGAUCUGAGUCUGGAUCAUCUGCGGGUCAGCUGGAAUAAACCGAAUACACCGAUUUUGAGGUUCGUCACAAAGCUCCUGAGGCCGAAGUUGAUGAAUUGGCCUGCGAGGCGGAUUGAGAUUCCGAGGCCGAAGGGAAGUGAUUAUACCAGACCGACGGAGGCGUGGAUUUACUUUGAGGGAUCGCGGGAGGAGUUGUUGCAUCAGGAUAGAGUCAUUCUGGAUAUACCUGGUGGGGGGUUUGUUGCGAUGGACCCGAAGUGUCAUGAUGAUAAACUGUUGGCUUGGGGCGCGAAGGCCAAAUGUCCUGUCGUCGCGCUGAACUAUGGAAAGGCACCGGAAUUCCCUUAUCCCUACGCGCUGUAUGAGUGCUACGAUGCGUACUACCAGAUCAUUGCUACGCGGGGCAAGUGCAUUGGUCUGUCUGGAGAGGUUGUUCCUCGGAUCAUUGUCAGCGGUGACAGUGCGGGAGGCAAUCUUGCGAUCGCGAUGACCCUACUAUUACUCGACAGCGAUUCUCAACAUUCAUCCUGGCAGCCUGGAUCAAAGGGCAAGAAUCUUCUCCCACCGCCGGAAGCUAUUUGUGCGAUCUACCCAGCCUUGGAAAUGAACAUUGGCAACUGGAUGACAGACGAGCAACUGGCAUUGCUCAGACGGCCACAGCAGCGGAAAGAAAAUAAAGAUCUCCUACGACGCAAGUCGGAAGACUAUAGACGAUUGACACCAUCUACACCUUACGCCUCGGACGACGAAGACGACAGUGACGCAACAGUGAAACCCACUCAAAAGCCAGUGCUCGAAAGACGACCGACAAGCAGUCAAAGCAAUCGAAAACCUACCACGAGACUCGCCAUGAGCAGCAUGAUCUCCUACUUCAACGACCGCAUCCUCUCGCCUGAAAUGCUGCGCGCCAUGAUUCUGCUCUAUAUUGGCGAACACAACAAACCCGACUUCGCAACGGAUUACUUCCUCUCCCCCUUACGAGCCCCCGAAGAACUCCUCUCUAAAUUUCCCCGAACCUUCCUCCUUUGCGGCGAACGCGACCCCCUCGUCGACGACACCGCCAUCUUCGCCGGCCGCCUCCGCCAAGCCCACAGCCUCGAAUUCAAGCGCCGCCAGGAACUCGGCCUCGAGCACGAAGACGCCCGCUUCGCCCCCAACAAACACGUCGAAGUCCACUUCGUCCCCGGCGUCAGCCACGGCUUCCUGCAGUUCGUCAGCGUCUACCCGGCCGGAUGGCAGUACAUCCACAAAUGCGCGCGCUGGAUGCGGGAUCUGUUCGACGAAAACGACAAGUCGUUCGAACCCGCCAGCAGCGUCGCAUCGAACGGAGCCCCGGGCUCCUCGGAUUAUUUCAGCUACGCGCCCUCGCCUCGCUCUCGAAGGAACUCCCUCUCGGAAGAUUCGAAACCCCUUGAAAUCCCCUCCAAACUCCGCAUGACGUCCAUUACGAGCAAUAGCAGUAGCGGUUCAUCUCACCGCAGACGCGGCAGCAGCACAACAGCGACGACGACGACGAGCGGGAGUGGUGCGACGAGGAGUCGCGGCCGCGUGCAGAGGAGUCAUUCGGGACGCAAGAGUCCGGCAGAGGCGAGGCAUUUUAUGAUUUCGCGGCUGAGUUCGACGGAGGAUUUGGUGUCGCGGCGCAUGAAUGGCGUGACGCAGAAUUUGGGCAUGGAUUCGAAGAAGGAGGCGCCUGGGGGGUGA